CGAACCACGUGACCAUCUGGUCCAGGCUCUGGGGGCCGCAGGGGCCACGUCCGGCGGUCUAAUCUGCGAUCAUAUCUACACCUUGUCUCAGUGUAUGACAGCCAGGGCCUCCUGCUGUUCUCUACGGCUGCCGGGCAUGCUGGGAGUUGUAGUUUUGCAACAGCUGGAGACACCCCGGUUGGGAAACACUGACUAAUGAGAUGCUGAGCUCAGAAGGACGAGAUGCUGGAAGGAAGAUGGUGUCCCAGUGGCCGCGAAGCAGCAGCGCCGAGAAUAAAGUGCCGCACACCCGAAUGGACGAUGAGGCCGCAAUCCAGCAAAUCUAUACCUUUGGGGAGAAGCUGGGACAAGGAAGCUUUGGGGUCGUCAUUGAAGCCACCCACGGGGAGACCGGCAAGAAGUGGGCGAUUAAAAAGGUCAAUAGAGAAAAGGCCGGGAGCUCCGCUGUUAAGUUGCUGGAACGGGAAGUUUCCAUCUUGAAAACGGUGAAUCACAAUCACAUCAUCCACCUGGAGGAAGUAUUCGAGACGCCCAAGAGGGUGUACCUGGUGAUGGAGCUGUGUGAAGGUGGAGAGCUGCGGGAAAUCCUGCACCGGAGGAAGCGACUGACCGAGAGCGAAACCAGACACGUCAUCCACAGCUUGGCCUACGCCAUCGCCUAUCUACACAAGAAAGAUAUCGUCCACCGAGAUCUCAAACUAGAGAACAUUUUAGUCCAGAGAGUGGACGCCAGAGAAGGUGAAGAGAUGAAGCUGAACAUUAAGGUGACUGAUUUCGGUUUGGCGGUGCAGAAAGGUGGGGUGGGCAGUGAGAACAUGCUGCAGUCCACCUGUGGGACCCCCAACUAUAUGGCGCCAGAGGUGAUCAACGCCCACGACUACAGCCAGCAGUGCGACAUCUGGAGCAUCGGGGUCAUCAUGUAUAUGCUGUUGUCCGGGGAUCCGCCAUUUAUGGGAAGCUCCGAGGACAAACUUUUCGAGCACAUAAAGCGGGGGGAGUUGAAGUUCUCGUCUCCGGCGUGGCAGUCGGUGAGCGAGGCGGCUAAAGACGUUCUGCGGAAACUCCUGAGAGUGGAUCCCGCCGACCGGAUCACCGCUAACGAGCUGCUGGACGAUCCCUGGAUCACGGGAGACACCAGCAGCGUGCAGCGACCGUCCAACGUGCUGGAGAUGAUGAAGACUUGGAGGAACAGCCUGGACAAUGAGGACCCUCCAGAGGGCAAUCCAAAUGGUGUUUCUGGGGGGGGCGCCGCUGAGGAUCGGAGCAGUCCGGCCAGCAGCAAUGGGACGUCCGAGACCGACAGCUGCAGCAGCAAACCGUCCACACCAACCAUACCGGUCGGGAAGAAGAAGCUUCUGUCCUGUUCUCUACCAAACGGAACCGUCCCGAAGAAGAACGCAAAUCUCAAGACGACUAAUGCUUCGGCAGAAAGAAAAACGUCUCCGAAGUCCAAGCCGCGGAGUCAGGACCCUUCCCUGUCGCAGACCUUGAGAACGACCCCCGGGAGGAUCAGCCUGGGCCAAAGAUUCUCUCCUGGACCCCCCAGCACCUCCCGGGUGAAAAAGACAAUGUAAUAUAGAACAAUAGAAAAUCCUUGUGCCAAAAAACACUACGGGGCCCGGGGCCCGACCCCCCCCAUGAUGAGGAGGAGGAGGAGGAGACCCAGGAGAUCCCGUCCCGUCUUCUCCGCUAAGUGUGAACAUCACAAUCGACAACAUUUCCAGGUCUGCAAAAAAGGAAAUUCAGCAACGUCCACAGCCCGGGGCCCCUUAACUGCACUGACCAUAAUCUGGGGGGCCCCUAUCGAGCGGGUGUGUGAGGCCCCGAUAAGUCUUGUCUUCUGCUCUUAACCCCUCCCCCGACUAUAACUUAUCAGUGUGCCUUAAUGGAGACGAGAUCAGCGCCCAACAUCAUGGAGGACGUGCAGGGGGCUACUGGGACCAGUAACCGGGAAGGAUUCCGCAUGGGAGACCCAGGUGGGAGUCUCUACAGUCACAGCACAGAUCAGACAGAACGGUGUUACUGUGUUCCAGUUUGUGUUUCCCAAACAGCCUGCCUCCAGCUGUUUGCAGAACUACAACUCUCAGCAUGCCCGGACAGCCAACGGCUGUCCGGGCAUGCUGGAAGUUGUAGUUGUGCAACAGCUGGAGGCACCCUGGUUGGGGAAACACUGCCCUACGGCGACCGCCAUUGUGUCCCAAUCCUCCCUUUUCCUACAUAUUUGCUGCUAAAAUGGUGCCGAGUGAAAUCUGGGCCCCCGACCGUAAUCGGCCUCAGAUUCAUUCGGUCACCUUACAGAUUAAAGACUUGACUCGUCCGCCCCGCUGCUGCUGUCAUUUCUUUUCGUGUGGAGCCAUUAUGGCGCCUUAACGUUUCUAAAUAGAUCCCAUGUGGUCCAUGGUUCAGUCUGGGAUCUCCACCAACAUAUAAAGAAGCACUCCGAGAAUUUAUGCUUUUCAUAUAUAGUGCAACGUAAGCUAUUCGAGAAUAAUGCAGAGGUUCUUGUGUGCGCCUUGUGCUUACCUGUUUUAGCCGAUGUGGCAGGCUCAUGGUUUUCAUUCUCACUGAUUGUAAUUCCAUCACAGAAAUUAUUUUCCUAAUAUUGCCGACAUUUCCCAUAAAUCUUCUGGCAUUUGCA
Molecule: messenger RNA, 2638 nt
Organism: Hyla sarda
Lineage: Eukaryota; Metazoa; Chordata; Amphibia; Anura; Hylidae
Gene: STK33
Product: serine/threonine kinase 33
Exons: 13
Coding region: 201-1574 (457 amino acids)
Biological process (GO): protein phosphorylation
Molecular function (GO): protein kinase activity; ATP binding
Source: RefSeq, a predicted model, not a curated record